UUCUUAAGGUUGUCGUCAUCAAUAUAAUUGAACCAACCCCCCACCAUUUCCAAGCUGUCGCUUAGAGCUUGGAGCAAAAGUACCUAAGCUAGCUCUUUUAAAUAUUAUUUUUGUUUUAAUAUUUUUUUCAGGGUCCAGAAGCGUCUGAGACCCUGGAGUCCCAAGCAGCCGGUAAAAAUUACGACAUUAUUAAUUGCCAUACCAAGCACUUGUAUUUUAACGAGAGACACCAACCGAAAAAUUUAAUUGUGCAGCUCAAAACUGGCUAUCCACACACAACGUCAAGAUGGCGCACGUGGUACGAGAGUUGGACUUGAAUGCCUGCUACGGACCCGGCUCCGUCAUGGACAAAAUGAAUGCGGUACCCGGUUUAAGAACUAGUACUGCAUUCUUUCUUUUCCUGCGGGCGAAUCUCGUCGUAAACCCGUCUGCCAUGUCGACACCAGAUAUGGAACCCGCGUCGUCAAAUCGGCUUCCACCACCUUCUCCGUCGCCGCUCGUUACAAUCGAUCCGCCAAGCAAUCCGGUACCGGAUGAUCUGCCUCCACUAUCUGUUGGUAUUAUGGAUAGCGAAUCUGACAAAGUGGACGCUUUGAACUUGGUUACCGACUCGAUAGCUCAGCAGCGACAAUCGGCCUCAUACCAUUUAAUCUUCCACCCAUAUCUAUUGGCGGUCCUAGCUGUCGCGCUUGGCAUCGCGUACCAAUGGUCAUGGCGCAUAAAGCGCGACCUUGGCACGGCACUCAUGUUGCAUUCCGGCGUUGUCAUGACCUACCUACUCGCCAUCCGCUAUUGCACGGGCCAGUAUAUUCAGGUGGCUGAGAAUAUGAAGUGGAAUUGGAUGGUAUCUGAGGAUAGCGAGGAAGACACCGUAAUCGGCGUGCGGUUCGGGAAGGACCUGAUUGGCGCCUUAGUGUUGCGACUCGAGCCGAACCCGAGCCUAGCCGGGAAGAAGCGAAGUCGAAAUUCAGUGCUUAGAGGGGGCAAGGGCGUGAUCCGAGCGUGGACGGUAAAGCUUAAGUACCGGAAUAAGGGCGUCGGUAUCGAUUUGCUUCACGAAGCCGUCAAGGUGACGAGGGAGAAGUGUGGAAGGGAUGCCGAAGUUGGAUUCGCGAAGGAACAUGCUAAUAGUACCAUGGUGCUACCAGAGGUUUUUAAUGGGUUGUUUAGAAAAGAUGAGCAAAGGGCGGCAAAGGCUCUAGAGAAGGUUCUUAGUGAAUGGGAAGGCAGCAAGAGGAGACGAAAACUCUAGAGAUAGAGAAGUAUGAUGGUAGAGGUAGAGAUAGAGGAGAGGUUGACUGCAUCGGCUGGUUGGCGUUUGGCGGCUACUUGUUUAACAGUGCUUGAUCAAUACCCCCGUUCGUUUAGAGUUCCGGUCAGAAUAAAUAAUAUACAUCGUUUUCCAUGAAAACGUUCAAUAA
This is a messenger RNA of Annulohypoxylon maeteangense, 1421 nucleotides long. RefSeq lists its product as uncharacterized. The transcript is spliced from 2 exons. Lineage: Eukaryota; Fungi; Ascomycota; Sordariomycetes; Xylariales; Hypoxylaceae. The record is from RefSeq and is a predicted model, not a curated record. The coding region runs from base 287 to 1252 and encodes 321 amino acids.